GAGAAGGAAGCUCAUCAAGCAGCUCGUUUUAUGAAAAGUUAGCUCAUUGAACGUGAUUUUUGAGGUUGAUAAUUUUUUACCAAAAUCUUCAAUGUUGGCUAACUCGUCCCUCGUCAAAAAUUAUGAUAGUUACCCUUUUCGCUUUUCUAUCUUCCUCUGGUCUUUCUCUUUUCUAGUUAGGUCGGCUCCACCAAAAUUAUAUAUUGUCGCCUCACCUCCACGUCCACAUCUUUUUUGUCCAAACCUCCUCACCAUUCUAAUCCAAACCUCCUCAUUUCCGCAAUGACAUUCGGUUUUGUGCCAAUCCACAGCUUUUUUUUCGAGCUUUGCUACGUCAGACAGCUAAUUUGUGGGCUACCGUGAUGACCGACGUGCUGGACUCAGCCAAUGGACUUUCCGCCUACCUAGACACAGCCCUAGAGCAAUUCCUGA
Messenger RNA from Amoebophrya sp. A25, 432 nucleotides. Lineage: Eukaryota; Dinophyceae; Syndiniales; Amoebophryaceae. The record is from the annotation of a GenBank genome assembly.